Macroventuria anomochaeta is the source of this 1725-nucleotide messenger RNA. RefSeq lists its product as uncharacterized. The record is from RefSeq and is a predicted model, not a curated record. The transcript is spliced from 3 exons. Lineage: Eukaryota; Fungi; Ascomycota; Dothideomycetes; Pleosporales; Didymellaceae. Bases 1 to 1725 code for a protein of 574 amino acids.
AUGGCACACGUGUAUCUAAGCUCAUCGCGAAGUGACUGUGAUCGCGAUUCAGGCUACGGCAGUGACGGUGCCUCGUAUGACAUUGCCUUGAGGUCUGCUACACCGCCUUCGUGGUUCCUUGAGCCACUUUCACCUACUGCAUUCGUUGCAGCUGUCAAGUUAAUCGACUGCACCGCCACUAGACAAGCAGUCGAUACCGCACACGAUGCGCUCCAACUGUUGGAAUACGCUCCCACAUAUACCAACACGUGUCCUACGCUGCUGAAGCAUCUCCACUCCACUAUCUCAAUGGCAGAGAAGCAUAGGCCCAGUUGUGCCCGCGCGCUGGAUCGCUCCAAGACUCAUCGCGGAGAAGGUCACCCUCACGGUUCCAAAGGUACCAAGGGUCGUAAGCCUCAAGACUUCUACAAAGGCAUAACAAGAACGGAAGCACAGAAGUUGAGGAGAAGUGGAGCGACGCCUGAGGCAGCAGCCGGAACCAGACAACGCCUAGCGGAGCAACAUGAUUCAUGGCGCUACGCAACUGAGCAGCAUGAAAGCGAGCAGACUGAAUCUCCGCAGCAGAAACUUGGGCAACAACAAUCGGAGGAGCCUGGUAUCGAGCAGGUCGGGGACGAGCAAGUUGCUAUUGGGCGAGGUGGCCUCGAGCGGCACGUCUCUAUUCCUGCCGCGUUGCACACUGGAGAUGCACCGACCGCCGACGCUUUCAUUGAGUCCAUUCGGACUUUACCAGAGAAUGCAGUACCUGACCUCAUCCAGCGAAUUCAAGAGGAUCCCAAGCAGGACGUUUCGGCAAUUGCGAACUUAUGGCACGACGCCAUUACGUUAUCACAACCACCCUUACUCUCUGAUGCAUCUUCGCCACUCUUGCCGGUAGAACAGAACAGUAUACCAAGCCUUCAGUUCGACAUGUCAGACGAAGGUUACGAGAGCCUGCCCAUUCACUCGCCGUCCGACCUGUCCCGUCCUUUGGAUGGUAUGACUGUGACCAAAGACAUAGCGGUUGGGUUUUUCGAAGGAGACUCUGCAUCAAGUCCUGUUACACCCAACAAAACAUACAGUAUUCGCAACCCGAUGGUAGCACCUCCACAGGUUCCGUACGAGCUACCAUAUCACAAGGGUACUGCUUGCGUGAGCUGCAACAGUUGGACGCAUGACAACGGAAGUGAUGAUCUCUGCAUAGCCUGUCCUGUAUGCAACAGCUUCGUCUGUUUUCUGGAUGAACCGGGUCUCUUGCAACCAGCUCUCAUCCUUGACUUGCUUUCGCAAGUCAGAACUCUACCACUUGAUGGCUUUGCAAAACAAUCCAUUAUUGUCGAUGGACGAGAGGCUACUGAAUUACUAGCCACAGUGUACGCUGUCGUCGCUCAUGAAUGUGGAGGCGAUGAAGGACUUGGGACUGCACACAUGUCACCACGCAAGCUGCUUCGACAACUGGAGGAGUACUUUAAUGCACGACGAUAUCAGGACUUGACCACUCCUGAACAGUUGAAGAUGUCCAUGGAGGGUUGCAUCGAAGACGCCGUAUUUGACGAACUGCUACGGCGAUCCGAGAACAAGUGGUUGAAAAAGCAGGCGACGCGCUUGCGACACAAACGGCUAACAAAGCUAGUGCCAGAGCUGGCAAGGAAUGAGCGGGGGCUGGAGUAUAUAUUGCCAACCUGGAGGGUUAUCAUCGGGUGGGUUGUCGGCAUCAUGACGUUGAGGUGGGAGCAAAGGUUCUGA